GUGGUGUUGUCGAUGAAAGAAAAAAAUAUACGAGUGAAGAGUGAACAUAUGAAAAUAUCACACAAGGUUUACUGCUAAUAAAACGAAAUUGCGUUACAAUUAGUUACGAAAUAACUGCAUAUUAUAGUGUUUUUGCGAAGAAGUGCUAAGUUGUGGUGUGCAUUUAAAUGACAAUUUCUAUAAUCAUAUUAUGAUGUCGGAAGUGGAUCCGGAGACGUUGCUGGAGUGGCUGCUGACGGGGCAGGGCGAUGAGCGCGACAUGCAGCUCAUUGCCCUCGAGCAGCUCUGCAUGCUGCUCCUCAUGUCCGACAAUGUGGACAGGUGCUUCGAGAGCUGCCCUCCGAGAACGUUUUUGCCAGCAUUGUGCAAAAUAUUUUUGGAUGAGAGUGCACCCGACAAUGUUCUGGAAGUGACAGCCAGAGCUAUAACCUACUAUCUGGAUGUGUCCGCGGAGUGUACCCGUCGGAUCGUAGCCAUCGAGGGUGCGGUGAAGGCCAUAUGCAGCCGCCUGUUGACCGUCGAUCCUAACAACCGCACCAGCAAAGAUCUCGCCGAACAAUGUAUCAAGGUGCUGGAGUUAGUAUGCACCCGCGAGGCGGGCGCGGUGUGGGAGGGCGGCGGUCUGCCGGCCGUGCUGCACUUCAUCACGCACUACGGCACCGCCGUGCACAAGGACACGCUGCACUCCGCCAUGGCCGUGGUCUCAAGGGUGUGCGGCAAGAUGGAGCCGGGCUCAGAGCGCGUAGGCGACGCGGUGAUGUCCCUCUCAGCGUUACUGCGUCACGCGGACGCGCGCGUGGCCGACGCGGCGCUGCGCUGCUUCGCUUCGCUCGCGGACCGCUUCGCUCGCGCCCACGCCGACCCCGCGCCUUUAGCGGAGCACGGACUAACUGAAGAGCUAGUGCGCCGUCUCGGCAGCACGGAGAGCAGCGACGACAAGUGCCCGGCGCCCUCCGUGUCCACCACCGUCAGUCUGCUGUCCACGCUGUGCCGCGGCUCCGCGCAGAUAACACACGACCUAGUCCGCCUGGAGCUAUGCUCGGCCAUCGAGGCGGCCGUACAAGCAGACGAGCGCUGGUGCCUCGAGUGCAUGCGGCUGGUGGACCUCCUACUGGUGCUGGUCUGCGAAGGCCGACAUGCUAUACAGACUGGCUCAAACAGAAAUGGCGAUGCAGCCAGCGGUUCCAAGAGUGGUGCAGGAGGAGAAGGUUCCAGCGCGACAGCGGGCGCAAGAGGCGACAAGUCGCAUCGCCAGUUGAUCGAUUGUAUCCGUGGCAAGGACACGGACGCGCUGCUCGCAGCCGUGUCGACAGGCGCCGUCGACGUCAACUUCACCGACGACGUCGGGCAGACGCUGCUCAACUGGGCCGCGGCUUUCGGCACCAAGGAGAUGGUUGAGUUCCUGUGCGAGAAGGGAGCCGACGUAAACCGUGGUCAGCGCAGUUCGUCCCUGCACUACGCGGCUUGCUUCGGGCGGCCGGCCAUCGCUAAAGUACUGUUACGCUACGGAGCUAAUGCUGAUCUGCGCGACGAGGACGGCAAGACGCCGCUAGACAAGGCCAGAGAGCGUCACGAUCAAGGUCACAGGGAAGUGGCCGCUAUCCUCCAGUGCCCUGGAGAGUGGUUGGUUGUCGGCAACCAGGAUUCACCGACGUUUUCCAACGAUGAAGACUUUCCUGAGACUGGGGAUAAAGAAAUGGCUGCUAUUUAUUUAGAGCGUCUGAUCCCAGUGUUCUGCGCGCGCUACCUGGGCGCGGGCGGCGCGAGCGUGCGGCGCGCGUGCCUGUCGCUGGUGCGCAAGAUGGUGCACUACACGCCCGCCCGCCUGCUGCGCCGGCUGCCCCGAGCCACCGCCAACGCGCUCACCAUGCUCAUCGCCGCCGUGCUCGACAACGUGGGCGAGGUGGGCCCCCGGCGAGCUGUGCCUCGGGCGCUGCGCAGCCGCUAUAUCCGCGCGCCGGCGGAUGACGACGAUGGUCACAUCAUCGUGCUUGGCAUCGCCGAAGAGGUGAUGGUGAAGGCCACAGACAUCUACCUUGAGCAGUUCGCGAGGCUGGGCGUCUUCAGCAAGGUGGAAGCUUUGGCGGCCGAACCGGCGGCGAGUACUGCUAACUCCACUAGUGCAGCUGGUGGAACAGAAGACGCGACAAGUUUGUGUAGCAACGUAGCGUACUCUUGGGGCGAGUGGUCCCUGUGCCGCGGGCGCGACGCGCUGUACGUGUGGAGCGACGCGGCCGCGCUGGAGCUCAGCACCGGCUCCAACGGCUGGUUCCGCUUCCUGCUGGACGGCAAGCUGGCCACCAUGUACUCCAGCGGCAGCCCGGAGCACCAGACCGACAACACGGAGAACCGCGGCGAGUUCAUUGACAAACUCCAAAGAGCCAGAGCGUCGGUGAAAAACUCUGUACCACAGCCGAUAUUGUCCAAGCCCUCACACACCAAACUGAUACUUGGUAACUGGUCUCUGUCCUGCAAAAAGGAAAAGGAGCUUCAAAUACACAACACAGAUGGUCAACAGCAAACCACAUUGCUAAGGGAAGAUCUACCCGGGUUCAUAUUUGAAUCCAACCGAGGGACCAAACAUUCCUUCACUGCUGAAACAUUUUUAGGGCCAGAAUUAGCAAGCGGAUGGACAGACCGCAGACCCACAGUAACGAAUAACGCGAACAACGCUAACCAGCGGCGCUCGCGAGUCUCUGCUAAGACUGAGGCGCUCAAGACGCAGGUGGGGUCCCGCGCGCGCUCGCUGUACGCGCGGCACCUGGCGGGCGCGGCGGGCCGCCAGCCGCGCGCGCCCGUGGCCCGCCUGCGCGCCGUGCUCACGCUGCUGCAGCGGCAAGCCACCAAACCCACCAAAGACUGGCAGCAAGAGAUGAACGAAGCCUUAGAGCAGUUAACUGAGCUGUUAUGCGGAGAGGAACUUCUAUCCGCCUAUGAACUGCAAUCAUCGGGGCUCGCACCCGCGCUGUUGCAAGUGCUGUCACAACAACCUAAUGAACCGGCCUCCCAGUACCUUGCGCGCGAGGAGCUCGUCCGGGCCUGGGCCACGGACAGCCGCGCGGGCUGCGCGCUGGCGGCGCGGCUGGUGGGCGUGCUGGAGUCCGUGGAGCGCCUGCCCGUGCACGCGCCGGCCGGCGACGCGCCGCCGCCGCCCUCCACCGCGCUGCACCACCUCACCAAGCGGAUCAGAUUACGCGUAGUCCGCGCAACCGAAGACGGCACCGAAGACACGGCCAACAGCAACAACGCCGGCCGCAACCUCAAGGUGGAAGCCCUCACCACCGUCCGCCAGCUGGAGCGCUUCCUCGCCAAGUCCGUGGCGCGCCAGUGGUACGACAUGGAGCGCUCCACCUUCAACUUCGUGCAGCGCAUCAAGGCGGAGGCGCCGAUCGACUUCGUGUACGACCACGAUUUCGACGAGAACGGCGUCCUAUACUUCAUCGGCAGCAAUGGGGGCACCGCCGAGUGGGUCAACCCGGGAGCACAUGCCCUCGUCUCCGUAUGGUCUUCCGACGGCCGCCAAUUACCCUACGGUCGCGCCGAAGAUGCUCUGUCCCGCUCACCUGAACCGCUGAACGUGCAUACGAACGAUGAUAGACGCGCGUUUAUAGCACUCGAUCUCGGCCUGCAGAUAAUACCUACAGCCUAUACGUUGCGGCAUGCGAGAGGAUAUGGACGCUCAGCGCUCAGAAAUUGGCUCUUCCAGAUGUCUGCGGACGGCAUGUCAUGGUCAACCCUACUGGCGCACAGCGACGAGCAAGCACUACAGGAACCAGGCAGUACGGCCACGUGGCGUCUUCGCGCCGACGCGCCCUACCGCUACCUGCGCGUGCAGCAGAACGGCAAGAACGCCUCCGGGCAAUCACACUACCUGUCGCUCUCCGGCCUCGAGAUAUACGGCAAGGUGGUGAGCGUGUGCUCGACGCCGCCGCGGCAGUGCGCGGGCAGCGUGGGCGGCGCGUGCGGCGGCGCGCGCUCGCGGCGCUGGUCGCGCGGCGCGCGCGGGCUGUGCGCCGGCGCCAAGGUGGCGCGCGGGCCCGACUGGAAGUGGCGCGACCAGGACGGCAGCCCGCCCGGCCUCGGCACCGUCACCUCCGACCUGCACAACGGCUGGGUGGACGUCAGGUGGGAGCACGGCGGGCGCAACUCGUACCGCAUGGGCGCUGAGGGCAAGUUCGACCUCAAGGUGGUGAGCGGCGGCGCGGCCGAGGGCGCGCGCGGCGGACGCAAGUCCCACUCCACCCCCAGCCUGCCCGACGCCACCGCGCAGGACCAGGUGUCAGUAGCGUCAACCGAGCAGGCGUCCUCAGCGGACAACAUAUCGGGUGAAGAGAUGGCCAGCAACAUGACGCGGCCGCGUAUGCACACCGCCGACCUGUCCGCGAUCAACAACUCCACUCAUCACAUCAACACAGAUCUGGCGACGAUAGUGGAGUCUCUAACGCUGGGCGCGGAGGGCAACAACUGCAUCGCCGAUCUCAGCGGCAACUCGUUCGCCAACAUGGAGCUGGGACCCACCAGCAUCACGGACAUCACCAAGCCUUAUCCGGCCAAGGAGCCGCUACCGGAGGCGAAUUCGCAAGAGUGCGAAGACAACGAAAGCGGAGAGGGGCAAUAUGACGAGCACAACAAAAAUGAUGGACAGGGCAGCGGCUCGGGCACGAUGAGUGCCAGCGAACCGGAUCUCACACAACAGGGUGCCGCGCGCCUGCUGGAGUCGCUGGGCGUGGGCCGCGGCGGCGCCGGCCGCGGCCACAACCCGCAGCGCGCCGCGCGCACCAACCACUCCACUAGCCUGUUCCCGAGUUUGGUGCGACUCGCGUUAUCAAGCAACUUCCCCGGCGGGCUGCUGUCUGCAGCUCAGAGCUACCCUUCGCUUGCACCUAACGCGCAAAACGCUCUCACCCUUUCCCUCACGUCUACUUCCAGCGAGAGCGAGCAGGUGUCCCUUGAAGACUUCCUGGAAUCGUGUCGCGCGCCCGCCCUCCUCGCCGAGCUGGAGGACGACGACGACGGCGACGACGCGCUCGACAGCGACAAGGAGAACGAGCCCGCCUACCAGGAGGUAUCCCGCAACCUGCUGUCUCUUAUGGAAGAGGAGGCGUUGGAAGCGGUCCGCGGAGGCCUAGGACAGCGCGCACGGCGUCCGUGGGACGACGAGUUCGUGCUGAAGCGGCAGUUCUCCGCGCUCAUACCCGCCUUCGACCCGCGCCCCGGCCGCACCAACCUCAACCAGACCGUCGAUCUCGAUAUACCCCUAAACGAGUCCUCCGACACGGAGGAGCCCUUGCCGGCGCGCAGCCCGCCCUCGUCGCCCGCCCCCGCGCCCGCGCCCGCCGCCGCGCCGCCGCCCCGGCUGCCCGCGCUGCGCCUGGUGCUGAGCUCGGGCGCCGCCUCGCUGCCGCUGGAGCGCCCCGACUGGACCGUGUACCGCGCCGUCGUGCAGCUCAACCAGCGCCACAACCACCAGGACUCGCACAGGGACACCACCUACACAUUAACAUAUAAAGAAGUGGAGGGAAUGGAAACGUUCGCCGCGUCCAGUGAUAGCGAAGACGACGAACCGGGAGAUCCAGAGCGAGGCGUGUCCGGCGCCGAGGGAGCGGAGGGCGCGGCGGCGGCGGUGUGCGUGCGCGUGCUGCGCCGCCUGCGCGCCGCCGCACCCGCGCUGCCGCCCGACGCCUUCCUCUCCACCAAGCUCACCAACAAGCUGCACCAGCAGCUGCAGGACCCGCUGGCUCUCGCCGCGCACGCCGCGCCGCACUGGUGCCAACAACUGAACGACUGGUGCCCGUUCCUGUUCCCGCUGGAGACGCGGCAGAUGUUCUUCGCGUGCACAGCGUUCGGCACCUCGCGCACCAUCGUGUGGCUGCAGGCGCAGCGCGACCGAGCGCUGGACCGCCAGAGAGCUGGCAACACGGUGUCGCCGCGUCGUGCGGAAUUAGAAGCGACGGAGUUCCGCAUGGGUCGUCUGCGGCACGAACGCGUGCGCAUCCCACGCCAACCUAACCUGCUGCGAUCCGCUAUGCAGGUGAUGAAGGUGCACGCGGGGCGCAAGUCGGUGCUGGAGGUGGAGUUCGCGGGCGAGGAGGGCACGGGGCUCGGGCCCACGCUGGAGUUCUACGCGCUCGUGGCGGCCGAGCUGCAGCGCGCCGACCUCGCCAUGUGGCUGCACGACGCGCAGCUGCAGCCAGCGCAGCCCGCACACCACCAGCCCUACCACCUGGACGAAAAGCCCCCGGGCUACUACGUGACGCCGGCCAACGGUCUGUUCCCGGCGCCGCUCCCUCAAGACUCUCCAAUCUGUGAUAAAGUUUGCAAAUAUUUCUGGUUCCUAGGAGUAUUUUUAGCUAAGGUUUUACAAGACGGGCGGCUGGUGGACCUGCCGCUUUCGGAGCCGUUCCUGCGCAUCAUGUGCGGCGAGGAACUGAAGAACGAGUAUCUAGAGGACAUCGAUCCGAUUAGGCACAGGUUCCUGCAAAACGUUCUGGCCGCGGCGGACCAAUACGACGCGCUGCAAACCGACGCGUCCCUGUCCGCGGAGGCGCGCGCCUUGCGCGCAGCCGAGCUCACCGUGGAGGGCGCCACGUUCGAGCAGCUCGCGCUCACCAUGACGCACGUGGCGGCCGGCGACGUCGCCGCCCUGCAGCCGCUCUGCGACGCCGGCGACCACGUCGAGAUCGGUGCACACAACGCCCGCGCGUACGCGGAGGCGAGCGCACGCUGGAUGGUCGCGGACGGCAUCCGGCGGCAGGCGGGCGCGUUCCGGCGCGGCUUCGCCGGCGUGUUCCCGCCGCGCCGCCUGCGCGCCUUCAGCCCCGCCGAGCUCAGGCUGCUGCUGUGCGGCGAGCGCGGACCCGCGUGGACCAAAGAGCUGCUCUUACAGUACACGGAACCGAAGCUGGGCUAUACCCGCGACUCGCCCGGCUUCCUCCGGCUCGUGGACGUGCUGGUGGAGAUGUCGUGGCGCGAGCGCAAGGCCUUCCUACAGUUUGCCACGGGCUGCAGCAGCCUGCCGCCCGGCGGGCUGGCCAACUUACACCCGCGCCUCACUGUCGUCAGAAAGGUGGACGCAGGCGACGGCUCAUAUCCCUCAGUGAACACAUGCGUGCACUACCUGAAGCUGCCCGAGUACUCCUGCAAAGAGGUGCUACGCGAGCGCCUGCUCGCCGCCACCAACGAGCGCGGCUUCCAUCUCAACUAGGCGUCUCAUGGCGACCCAGCGAGUUCCUAAUGUCUGUAAGCCGUUAGUAGAAAAUAAUUAUAUUACACCUUGUACUCUAAUAGGCACGUCUAUACAGACCGAGCUGCUUCGUGUGGUAAAAUCCUCGUGAGGCGGAUCGUUCUCUGAUGCCUAUUGAGGAUUGGCGCUUCCACGACUCACAACGCAUCAACGCGAUUGAAUGAUCUCAACUUAUGGUGUAAUAAGUUACUUGGCUGCUUGCUACUGACAUAAUUGACUUGACAGUUUUAUUAAUUUGUACCCUUGGUAAAAUAAAUAUUCGAAUUACAAUGGGUAUGCGAAUAUUUUCGAUUUACUAUCAAUCGUAUAUGGACUCGUAUAUUAACACCUACGAACACGGAAUUGAACUCUAACGCAAUAUAAUAACGGCUGAGCCGCAAACAGCCAAUAGCGGAUGAAGAAGUGUGAUAAGAAGAGUUAUUAUUGGCUAAAAUAUUUAUCUACGCUGCGCUGGUUUAUGUACCACUUUACAGUCUUUACGAGCAGGUGCAGUCGACGUCUAAAAUAUGUAUACAUUUAACGCCUUGUUACAAUAUAAUAAGAUGCAAAAAUGUUAACAUAUAACUUGAAUGCCCACAAGUAUACCGACAGUUCACCAUGAUCUCAACCAAUAUGAGUACUCGGCCUAGUCUAUAGUCUAAUCUUACACAUAGCUCAAAAAGACUUGUGUUAUGGUAUGACAUUAGAUAAUGCUAUAAGACACUUUGUUUGUAUUAUUUGAAUAUAAUUUACUGUGUUGUACAUAUCACCAGCGUAUCGUGAGUAACUAGGCGGACGAUAUGUAUGCGAAGAUUUUUUGUCUAUUUGCGGCAUAUUUAGUUAGAUAUUUUUUAAUUUUUUUGUUAGAUUUAAAAUGUACUUGUAAAGACAAAUUGGAGUUCUCUCACAAAAAAUGCUUAGAUAGGUAAAUAUAUUCACGCUGCUUCGAAGCGUAAUCAAUAACCUUUUUUUCACCAAUACUUUUUGUCGUUUUGUAAUACGUGUUACUAUUCAUUUGUAUACUUGGGUCGGCGAUAUCAAAGGAAGACGAUUUUUGUAUGUUAUCUAAUACUAUAAACUGUUUGUGUAACAUUUUAGACGUACAAACUAUUGUACCGUCGUUUUAAGGUAGUAUUCAGAUUUACAGACAUUUUAGACAUGUCGUUUUUAUAUAAAUGUUAAUGAGAACCAUUAUAUUUAUACCGUAACGUGGUAAUCUCAUUACAUCCACGCUCAGUUAAUACUAUCUAAUUCUGAAUACCACUUUAGUUUAUAAUCUGGGUAGGAGUAAUGUAAUCUCGAUGAAGAUUUGUUACCGUGGGCAAUUAUAUAUAUAUAUAUAUAUAUAUAAAGUACACCACUAUCGCUGGGUCGGGAUUAUUCAAUUUAUUUACAUAGUGUCUUGAUUUGUGCUCUAAGUUUUUGCUGCUAUUAUUAUUGUAAGAUUUGAUUAAAAAUAUAAAAUAAGAGAGGCUUCUGUUUUGUUAGUGAACGAGUACUUUUGACUAGAUCUCUGUGAUGUUUAUAUUCAUAUAGUUGAAAAUGACCAGAUUUGUACUUUUUGGGUGCCCUAAUCAUGGAUUCACUCGUAAUUGAAUAUUUUAUAGUUGAAAUUAGUAAAACAUAUAAAAGCACGACAUAUGUGCUAUUUGCAGUCACCUUUAAAACGUAUGAUUCGCUUGACAAAAGGAAUGUGAAAAUCUACGAAUAACUUGCAUCUAUAAAUGUUUGAACUUUCAUAUAUUGUAUGAUAAUUGAAAAAUUUGGUUCCCUGAAAAAACACCAUUUUGUCAAGUGAUAGUACUUACUGAUGCCUACGCCUUAGCUAAUGUAUCUAAAUUUUAAAGUAUGCAUCGCGUAUGGUGCUUCCAUAACUGUCUUAUGUAUAUCGAAUUCUGUACUAAAUAAUCUUGUAUCGAAUAACAAACAUAACUAUCGCUUAUGUUCAAUGUAUACUAAUCAUGAUUAGCAAAUUCACACGAAAAUACACUUUGGUAAAUGUAAAAAGUGAAACCAAGAAAGAUAUAUAAAUUCAGGGUGUAAAACACUAUAUACUAAUACUAUUUUAGCUAUGUUCCUUUUAUUAAGUAGUCAACUAAAAGUUGAUAUUGUGAUGUAUGAAAUAUUUUACGAAUUAAAAGAUAUUUAGUUUAUCAUAAUUAGGCGAUUAGAUUAAAAUUUAUUAACAUUACAGCAACAUGUAGCGCUCGGAUCAUAUUUGUUGUUGAGGAUUGUGUCAAUAAAUUAAGCAAGAAUU
Molecule: messenger RNA, 9479 nt
Organism: Cydia splendana
Lineage: Eukaryota; Metazoa; Arthropoda; Insecta; Lepidoptera; Tortricidae
Gene: Ufd4
Product: E3 ubiquitin-protein ligase Ufd4
Exons: 46
Coding region: 191-7204 (2337 amino acids)
Biological process (GO): protein K63-linked ubiquitination; anatomical structure development; proteasome-mediated ubiquitin-dependent protein catabolic process
Cellular component (GO): nuclear speck
Molecular function (GO): metal ion binding; ubiquitin protein ligase activity; protein binding
Source: RefSeq, a predicted model, not a curated record